AUGAAAUUCGGUUUUCUUCUUCGUCAUGAGAGUGAUUCUGUACUCAGAACCUUCUACAGUCUUCCUUUUACACCGCGUGUUUGGUUGUGCUUGUUAAUUACGCUCCUCGUCAGUUCUGUAGUGUUUUAUUUAAUAAGCUAUUGGGAGAAACGUUUUGCUGGUGGAGAUUGUAGCUUCAAUUACGAGUUGUUAGUUGCAUUUUCUGCCUUCUGUCAACAUAUAUUGCCACUUCAAGCAAAUUUAUAUUCUCGCCGUAUUGCGUACCUCGUUUUCAUUAUAUGCUCGUACAUAAUUCACUGCUUCUAUACGUCGAACCUGCUCUCGCAUCUGGUCAAUGAUAAGGACAAAGAUUUAGAUUUGAUAGAACUAGCAAAUAAGGACUAUGAAUUUGUGGUCAUUCAAAAUAUGAAUUAUAAAACGGAAAAAGAGUUGCAGAAGAUACGAGCUGCUUUAAACAAAAGCCUUAACAAUGUUGAAAGCAAAUUAAGUUCGGUGCAAGUUAUGAGUAUAACAGACGCCGUGAGAGCUAUGAGGGUAUCAAGAACUGUCAUACUAUCGGACUAUGUUUCUUUGUAUCCUGUUAUUAAGAACACGUUUGAGAACAAUGAAAUUUGCGAUCUUCUGGAGGUGGACCUUUUUUCGAAUGUCAAGAAGUACUUGUUCACGUCGAAAGAUUUCCCCCUUAAGGAAGAGUUUAAAAUAGGAACACUGCUGGCAAAGGAAGCCGGUCUCAUUAAAAAGCUAUUGUCACAUCCAGAGGUGGAGCUGUCCAUCGACUGUGACGUCAUAAGCGGCACUAUGAGUAUGGGCUGUGUCAUCACACCAAUGGUCAUACUACUAGCAGCUUACAUACUGGCAGUACUUAUUUUAUUCGUGGAGAAAAUUCAUUACGGAAGAAACAGAGUGUGGCCUUAUAUUGAAUGAAUAUAUCGUUACUUGCCUAUUGGCAGACGACCCCUAUAGCCUUGUGGUUAUUCAAAUUCAAAUAUUUUUAUUCAAAAUAGGAUCAUCAAAGUGACAUCACUUAUUGAAAGUCAAAAACUACCACGAAUUCCAAAAAAAAAAUGCCUCAGACCUGAGAAGAACGGGCGCAAUAAACUCAGGGCUUUUUUGUUAAAAGUAAAAUCGUACAAUUAAACUUCUUAUUUAAUAGCCUGACGGCCGUCGCAACAUUUCGAGCCUGUGGUAUCAUAAAUUGAGAACGUCAUUAAUGUUAUAGUAACCUUUACCAUUUCUUAACAAUUCUUUUGAAUAUUGUAAUACAUAAUAUAGUUUUGAACAUUUUCUUGGAUCUUGUGGUUAAAGCAUAUACAUCGCCCCACAAAAGACUUACUAACUCGACUUAGCCGAGUAGUAGGCAUUAUAAGUUUAUGUCUGUUCCUUGUGUUAACAUUAUGGUUAUGAUAGAAUCUAGCAAGUUCACUUAUGUACAUACAUAACAUUAUCAAGAAUAUAAUAUUGAGAAGCAACAGUCAAGAUGUUAAUUUCUUUAAAUUUUGCUCUCAAUGAUUAUUUAGGACCUAGGUUAUAAAUAGCGCCAUGCCUUCUGAGCUAGACGUACC
Messenger RNA from Leptidea sinapis, 1562 nucleotides. RefSeq lists its product as uncharacterized. The record is from RefSeq and is a predicted model, not a curated record. The transcript is spliced from 6 exons. The coding region runs from base 1 to 924 and encodes 307 amino acids. NCBI's taxonomy places the organism in Eukaryota, Metazoa, Arthropoda, Insecta, Lepidoptera, Pieridae.